AUGAGAUUGUGGUCGAAUGUAAGAGGAUUUUGUGCGACAAUUUGGUCUUCAAGAAUGAGUUCUACUGCAGCUUCAAAUAGAAGACUUGAAGGGAAAGUUGCAAUUGUUACAGCAUCAACAGACGGGUGAGUAACGCAAUAUUUUUUCAGCUCAUUUCAACUACAAAUUGAACUGAUAAAAUCUAUAAUCGAAUCUCAGGCUCAAAAACUUUGUAGUCAUAUUUGCAAGAAAAGAAAACUUAAAAGUAAAGAAGAGUUUACGCACUAGCCUUAACUAAAGGUUAGGAAGUGCUUGCGAACAUGUACGUUUACCUUAAAGGUGCUAUUGAUUUUGAGAACCGCUUUUUUAUAAGUGUACGUGAAUCAGAGAAAGCCCCUUUACAUGUCGUUCCAGUGUCAACUAACUUGAGUAUCAGGCCUUCCUAAGGGGCUAGAAGAAGGACAGGUUUUAGAUGGGGGAGGGGGGAGGGGGAGAAGAGAAAGGAAGGCCUGACACAAAACCAUUCAGCAAAUCGUGUGACACAUCCAGAAUCUGGAUGUGGCAGUGAUUGGAUAACACACAAUACUCCCUGACGUCACCAACUGCAAGUAAAUACGAGCAGAGCGAUCGGCAAGGAGAAGCCAUUGAAAUUUUUAAUCGAUGUUUUGAUUUCAUGUGGUACUUUUAUGGACAGAGACGUAAAGAGAAAUUCAAAAAGGCUCUAGAGGGCGCUCGCUCUCAAGUUCUUUCCUGGAAUAAUGACUGUGUUUUCAAAGCCUCAUAGUCAAAAGAAAAGACUAUGUUCUCAGAGUAUGGAAAAGCCUCAUAUACCAGCUUCUGCCGAAACAAUGUCCGAUUAUUGGUUUCACAAGACAGAGACAAAGAAGACGAUAUCAGUGCUUCAGAUAUCUAAGUUCUGAUUUACAACAUCCUGCCGUUAAAAUGGUAUUGUUACUGUAAAUAAAAUUAGAGCGAGAGCGAGGUAGCUAUGUAUUGAGAAUAGCCGACAACACCAAGGCUUUAGCUUGACUUUGCUUGUGCCGGCUACACUGCGGUUACGAUAGCGUACGUGAUUGGAAUUCGUUCACUUCCUCUUCCAAUUUUUUUUUCACUUUAGUAAUGCCUUAAGCUCAAGCGGGCGCUAUCAUAUUUCGCCAACGGGAUUGACCUUUGCUAUAGGAUCUCACUUUUUUCUUAACUUAACUUGUUACAGCUUUCACGAGCUCUCUAUGAAGUGGUGGAAUUUGUUGCUGCUUGAUAAUUUUCUUUAUUCUUGCAGCUCCUUUCAACCACCGAGAAUACGACGGAUAACCAACAAAACCUAGAGAAAAAAAAGAGAUUUUCCCUUGCAUGAUUCUCCGCCUGUUCACCCCAGCUUUUUAGCUGCUAGACUCUCAGGAAUGAGUGCUUGUUUUAACUCUGUAAACAAAUGAAAUUUACAAGUUUCCUAGUCUGCUACACAGCACUAAAAACGGCUGUGUAGCAGACUACAAUUUUCCGGGCACACGUUUUUUUACAAACAGAACGUUGGCGAUCUUACACUAGCACAAUUCCUAAAACAUGUUAUAAUUCCUCAAAAACAGCAGGUUUUUCAUUACAAGUAUUCAAAAACUCGUCAUUGGAGGUUUCAGAAAAAAGCGAAAUCGUAGCAACACAGGCACCGGAGUUUGGCCGUAAGGUGAGAUUUAUUUUUAGGUGAGCUUUUUGACAUGUGAAGCUGACAACCCAAUGAUCGGAAGUGAUUUUGAUUGGAUGAUAUUGAAUCAUGCUGUGUGGGGGUGGAAGGCUCCAGUAAAAGCAUCUGUGUCAGGCGUUUCUCUCCUUCAGCUCUCUCCCUUUCUCGCUUCCAUCUUUCCCCUUUCCACCGGAAACGCCUGAUACUCAGGCUAAGUGUCAACAAAAGGAAUCGCGGCAGAUCAUGAAAGUGGAAACUGAAUGGAACAACUCAGUAAACAAGUCUCAUAUUGAGUUCCACGAUUUUAUUUACAGUGGCUUAAAUACGAUUAGCUUGCUAACCAUCAGAAGCGAGGAGAGACAGCUGGAUGACAGCUAUAUUCGCAGGCAAAGGUACAGUGGAACCCCACCUUAUGGCGACCUUGUUAAUACAGGUCACCUGGUUAUUAUGGCCAAAUUUUUCUUGCCCAUUGAUGACCGUAUUAAUGGGGUUCCACUGUACAAUGAAAACAGUAAUGUGUGACAUAAACAACACUCAACGUGGAAUUUAUACAGUCAUGUCAUGACUACUUGAAGUCCUUUUAAUUAAUGGGAUAUUCAAUCCAUGUUUAAUGACCAAAGGUCGUUGAAAUGUAAUAGAAAAUCAUGAAAAAAGUUAUUGAAACUUAGAUGACCAGUAACUUUACAUGCUUGGAAAUGUAUAGAAAUGUAUAGAAAAUGUAUGGAAAUGUAUAGAAAAACCAUGCACUCUGUAGUGUAACCUGAAUUAACUUAGUUACACGAAUGUAUAGACUUUGUAAUCACUCGUAUCUCACCGAAGACUCGUCCUGCACUAAGCUGAGAUCAGGCUCUACUUUCAUUUCCCCCCUAGAUUUCCGGCUGGCAAUGUGUACUGAAAAGUCUUGUAUUUAGUACAUUACAUGUAUAGCUAAAUUUAAUUAUGUGUGUUUUCAAUCAAACAAAUGUUGUUGCAUCACUUGUGUAUGCAUUCACGUGAUUACCGUGGACCUUAAACUCAACACUAGGGCCUUCACGGCCAUAUACCAUGCAUAUUAGUUGAUUCAUCAUGGCCAUCCCAAGAAUGAGGACAGAUUUUGGCAUAACCUCACCAUACAGUUUUAUAAAGGUCCGGUGACCAAGAAAAGUCUGCGGGUUUCUCUUGUUGCCUGCAAAAAGCGCAAUAGACCUGAUAUUAUGGCACUUUAUUAUGUGCCGAUUUCAGUUUGUUUUCUCUUGUUGUGCAUAUACGGUAUUUUUAUUAUUCUAUUCAUAAAGCUUACAAAAACAAAGGAAAAUAGAAGAUUGAACCAAUGAUAACCUUAAAACUGAUUCACACUAGUGAUACAUAUUUUCCCUGUAAAGAAGCAUAAAUUUUCAUUCCACACUUUUGUAUACAUAUUUCGAAAGGAUUAUGGUCAUUUGAGUGCUUUGUAAUUCCCAUAAAUUAGGCUAAACGAUUCGAUUUGGCUGAGAGGCGUGUUUGCGUCAAGAUGUUUUUCUGUUAGCCUGCGACCAAGCUUUGAAGUGGGGGAAAAGGUGAAUGAAAUGGGCGAGCAAAGCAAGUCGAGCAGGAGUCUAACCCUUUCCCCCUCCCUACUUCACUACUCGCCUCUCUUUGCUUGCCGAUUUUUCUUGCUGUUUCAACCUGCCUUUUGCCUUUUUCUCCCACUACAGUGCCUGCUCCCAGGCUAUUUUCCUUUGCACAAGCUAAUCAUGCAAGCGUAAAUUUGAAAAAGUUUUGGAGCUGAAAACUUGACAAGUUACCUUAUCUAUCCAUUUCCUUGAAAGAUGAAACAUGGAAAAACUAAACAUGUUGUAUCAAGGUAGUUUCAGUAAAGUCAGUCACUGUUAACAACAGUCCUCUUCAGGGCCCAGUUGUUCGAAAGAUGGAUAGCACUAUCCAUUGAAUAAAUUAAUCUCUAUUCAGUGGAUGGUGCAAUUGGUUUUCCCAUACUUAUCCGCUGGAUAUUGAUUUAUCCAGUGGAUAGCGCUAUCCAGUGUUUGAACAACCAGGGCCAGGACUACAAUCACCUAGACGAUUACAUUCCACCAAUUUAUGAAAUAUAAUGACUCACGGGGUGCAAAUCUUUCAAAGUUUUUGUUUCGCUUAAGUUGACAUUUUAACUGGGGAAGUCUGUAUUUUGUACAUGUAACAUCUUUUUUGCUAAACAGGAAGUGAUUACAAGUAAAAAACUUUUUGUGUACAACAUUUAAGUCAUGAGCAGUAAGAAUUUCCUUUUUAAUCAGCUCAAGCAUACAAAGAGUUUUUCUUCUGUUCUCUUGUCAGGAAAGUAACAUGUUGUAUUUUCUAAAAGCACUACAAAACUUUUUUCCUGUUUUUGCAUAGCCUGAUGAUUAACAGUCAAAGGGAUGGGAAAAUUCUUGACAGCUACAGUGUGUAUGCAAACCAUUGACUUCAUGUUAGGUUUGCAUAACUGUUUUGAAUUCUUCCAAUAUCCCCAACUUGUGUUUAAUUAUCAGGCUGUGCAAGGAAAGUAAAUUUUUAUUGCUUAAAUUUCAUAUUUUAUGUAAAUUAUUUUCUUUCUAAUGAUGUUCAUUAUCGUGCUCAAUGAAAAACUAAAGAGAGCCCAACCCCCUCCGCCUUAUUCUUAGUACCAGACAAUUGAAGUCCACAUGUACAGCUGGGCUGCAAAGUGAAGCAAGGUCUUAACUUGGAAAAUGUUGGAUGCUACUGUUUGCCAACUACCUAAUUUAUAAGCUAAGGAAAAUUUCCACAAUAUUUUCAGAAAUUUCAAAGGCAAAACAUUUUGCUAGUUUACCAGGAGUGCUAGCUUUUUUUCUAAAGGUGAUAUUUGAUACUUUGUAGAUGUAAUUUUAUUUAUUACCAUGAUAAUAUUAGUAUUUAAAUUUCCACUUCAGGAUAGGAUUUGGAAUUGCUAGGCAGCUUGUUCGAGAUGGUGCCAAAGUCAUGAUUAGCAGUCGGAAACAAGACAGGGUUUCUAGUGCUGUUUCAGAGUUGGAAAAUGAGGAGCGAGGUUGUGAAGUUAAAGGUGUGGUGUGCCACGUUGCAAAGCCUCAGCAUCGUAAGAAUCUCAUUGAAGAGGUCAGCAUGUUUUGCAAAUCCACCAAUGUCACAUUUAAACUGCUUAUUAUAGUAGUGUCCCAUGCAGCUGUUCUUUCACAGUCUGAAAUUUCUUGUGGUCCAGUCAUCAGAAAUGAACAGACUUAACUUAACAGUAAUAAUAAUAAUAAUGACUUUAUUAGCGUGUCAAACAGAAAUCUAGCAGAGGGGAUUCCCCACUGCUAAUAGGGGACACCUAAUUUUCGAAAAUACAAUCUAAAAAUACAAAACAAAUCAAUAUAGAGUCGAAACUAGAAUCUACUAAGAGUUAGAAUUAAAACUACUAAUGAUAACUCACGAACAUUACAAAAACUCUAUUUAUGCUUAUCAAAAUUCUAAAAUCUUGUAAUUAAAAUCAUAAUUAAGAAAAGUUAAAAUUACAAAUUGCAAAGAUAGCGGCCACUACAUCCAACUAAAAUGUUACGUAAAUCAAGACUGCGUAUCCGGGUCUUAAACUGCUUAAGACUGGCAGCUGAUCUGUCUUGCUUGGUAGUGAUUACCAAAUCACGGACUGGUUGCCCAUGUAACUCAAGCUGCAGUCUAGGGCCAAUACUUCUACAUGCAACAGAACUUUAUUUAUUCUAAGUGCGUGAACAUUCAACAUGGCUGACUACAAGAAUGAAUAGUAAUGACAGUAAUAGGCAGUGGCCGCUGACCAACAUUGCCAUCCUCGUGAAUACAUAAACAUUUGUGAAAAGACACCAUUAGGUCGUAGGCCGAGAUUUAAUUCUGCAUGAGAAAUGGUACAGUGUUAUAAACAGUCCAAUUGGUUGAAAGAUUCAGAAAUAAAAGCUGGAGAUUCAAAGGCUCUGGUCAUUGCAAACAAGAAAACUCAGUCAGAGACAGAAGCUUUGGAACCACAGCACAACUUAAGAAAAGUUUCAAAAAUUUAAGUCAAGGUGGCUAACAGCUGACCGUGGCUUUUUUUGGGGACUAGAUAAUUUUCUCUUUGGACACCUAGAUCUGAAAAGAUGAUUGUCCGGUGGUUGUCAAAAACUAAUUUCAGACCCUGUCUUUGUCUAGGUCUGAAAAGAUGAUCAAAAAUUAAUUUCGGGCACUGUCUUUGUCUUGUCAUGCAAAGCAUGAAGAGACAGGUAAUGGCUGCAUCGGAGACUGUAUGGUAGACUUUUGUAUGUUAUGCUUUUGUUUCCCCACUUAAAUGCUCCACCUUAAUGCUCCUUUUUUCCACUAAAAUACACAGUCUCCCCCAAUAAAGUCACUAAAAUGCUCAAUAGUGCCCAUCAUACAGAGUCUUUGUUAAAGAUCGAUAAAGAUUAUCUAAAGUUUAUCCUCUAAACAGCUGCACUAGGGGGUAUUUUAUCUUAAAAAGUUCUUUAAGUUUCAUUUUGUCUGAAAAAAUAAUCAUUUUUCGGGAAAAUUCCACUAAAAUGCUCGAAUAACGCUUAAUGCUCUUACCUCACCAAAAUCCUCAAAAACAAAAACUAGCAAUCAUUAUAAUGCACGAAAGCUUACUAUAUUGUAAGCUAAUUUUUGCUCAAUAAUUAAUAGUUAUCUUUACUGAUAUAUGUAGUUUGUGCAUUUUUGUUUUUAGACUUUGCAACACUUUGGUGGGAUUGAUAUCUUGGUAUCAAAUGCAGCCGUCAAUCCAACAUUUGGCCCACUUCUGCAGGUAUCACUGACAAAAGCCAAUUUUACUAUCUAAGGUAUUUAAUAGUGCAAAAUAGUGCUGUACGUCAGUUUUAAAACAACCUGUUCCGUUUUCACUCAUGUGGUGCACUGUAGCACUUGUCCUUAUUCAUCAGGAACUAAAGGGAAUUUAUGUUUUUAAGUAGCAGUUUAUUCCAAGUAAUGUUGAAUUGUAUGUAUUCUUAGGAACUCAGGCUACUCCAGUAACCAUGACUGAUCCAGGAGAAACCUAGUUUCAUGAAUAAUUGCCAACGAGCAGCCUUGCGGGGCUGUGAGGCGACAGCCUAAUAAAGCCAUGCGCGAAAGUUGCAAGGCAGAAUGAAUCUCGAAGCGAUGUAACAUAAGGUGGUAUAAGGUGACAUAAUUCAGAACAGAGUAUGCAUCGUUUUCGAGCGAACACGUGAACCAACAGAGAAUCCAUGAGCCGUGUGCUUGUUUGUGAGUCCCAUGUUCAUUUGAAACAUACGCGUGUAGCUGUCGCAUUUGCCUGCUAGCGUUUUUUAUUGUUUUUAGGCUUAAAAACAAUAGAAAACUCCAGCGGGCAGAUGCGACAGCUACACGCGUAUGUUGCAAUAAAGUGAAUUAAUCCACCCGUCUUUAGGGCCUGCUUACAUGGAGGUGGGGAACCACAAGUAGGUGAGGUAACCUGCUUAUGUGGGGUAAAAAAAUAACCCUCCUUUACAUGCAAUCUUACAACUCCGCCAUCCCGGGGUGCAAUUUCUCAAAAUUAUUGAGUGGUUGCCAAGCACGUAAACAAGAAAAAUGCUGGCAAACCACGUGUUUUGGCGAUUAAUGCACUUCUACACUCCUUUGUUGCUCUUGCUGCAACCUUCAGUGCUGUGGCUUUCUGUUGUUAACUUUAAUAAUGAUGCAAAGCCACCGCCAAAGUGAAUUUUGCGCGAAUUUGAUGUAUCACGAAUCCGACCCCGGCCAGGCGGGUUACCCCACCUUGAAACGUUUACAUGGCAAAAUUUGACCACGCCUGAGAGGGUAACCCGGUCUGGUAGUCCGGGCUACCUGCCUUGGUGGGUCACCCCACCUAUCAUGUAAACAUGAUCAAAUUAAAAUGAGAGAUUAUUAUGGACCGGCUGGUUACCUCACCUAAGCGAGUUACCUCACCUACCUGGGGUCCCCCACCUCCAUGUAAACAGGCCCUUAAAGCCGUAAAAUCUUUGCUCGUUGGCACUUAGCGAUAGCUAUAACUAGUAGUACAUACAGAUGUAGAUUGACGUUUUUUAAUGUGUACGUCUACAUCUACCCUGUGUACGGACGUCUCUCCUCCCUCAGGGAAAAAAUCCGACGUCUUUACGUAGGCUAGUCUACAUCUACAUCUACAUCAAUAAAUUGCAAAGUCCCUUAGGGGACAUGUCGCAAGUUUCAAAGAAAGAAAAUAAAUAUCAAAUAAAUAAAUAAUCAACCAAAUCAUACUGCUUCAACUUUCAAUAUUUCGAUCGUCAUGUAACAAUUCAUUGUCUUUUGUUUGUAAAAUUUUAGACUCCAGAGGAAGCAUGGGAUAAGGUAAUCUUUUGCAAAGUAAACAUCAAAUUGUCUGUCCUUAAUGUGUAAUAAACAGGUACAAUUUAUUUUCAAAAAAUUAUCUUAUUUGUAUUUAAACAGAAUUUAUACUGGAGACGAAAACCGGUGUUAAGACGAAGUUUGGCCCCAAAUUCAACAUGCUGACAGACGAAUCAAAUAAAGACGAAAAUAAGCGUACAUAUAAAUAUGAUACGACAUAAACAUGAUUACUUAUGAUACUUUGAGAGGAAACAAAAGUGAAAAUAGAACAUAUCGAAAUUCAUGACAGUGAACAUGAUCUAAGUGAACAUGUUUUUUGCAGGGGAAUGAACAACCUAAGCGCAGUUGAAAAAGAAAUUCAAAAAAUUCAGGCGUAACCGGGAAUCGAACCCUAACCUUUGCGUUGACCGGACGCAACGCUAUCUGAUGUAAAUGAUGUAAUAUACGAAUGAAUCAUUUUUUGUUUUGUUACUUCUUCGAAUGAAUCAUAUGUUACCUCAAUGGAUAGAGCGUUGCGUCCGGUCAUCGCAAAGGUAAAGCUUCGAUUCCCGGUCAAGCCAGAUUUUUUUUUUUCAGGUUCUUUUUUAACCGCUUACCUUUGUUCAUUCCACUGUUAAGAUCAUGCUGUCUUUCAAAUCUUUAUCGGCAGUUCAAAAUAUGAUUGACUAGCUGUUCAAUUUCCCGUAGUCUGCUACACACCCGUUUUUAGUGUUGACACGCAACGCACCGUUUGUGGGGAUGAGCGUUACGUGACGACACUAAAAACGGCUGUGUAGCAGACUAAAUUUCCCGCCUACUUACUGCAUAUACAGCUGUACCCAGUAACUUGAAAUCUUAGUGACAGCUCUGGUGGAUGUGUCCGGAUCUCUACUCAGAAAGAUACCCUGUGGUCCGAUUCUCUUUAGCGUUCACCUCCCACAAGCGAGCGCUAAAUUUUCGUAUGGGCCGUUAAUUACGGGAGGCUUGACUGUAAUAAUAUGUUUUUACCCUAAAAUUUUCUUCGACCAUUUCUCUCUGCAAGGGCUCACACUAGUAAGCAAAAUGAGUGAACACGCUCGUUUGGUAAUUUGUCCAUAUGACUUCCAGAUUUAGUUUUAAAUAUUGUGUUAGAUGCCUGAUUAAUAGUAACAGCUUGGAAACUGUUUUCUGGCAGCACCUCAAGCUAUAUCUGUUUACGUUUUCGUUAUUUUUCAGAUCUUUGAUGUGAACGUGAAGUCUGCCUUCUUGCUGGCGAAGGAUGUUAUUCCUUUGAUGGAGAAAAGGGGGUUUGUAGAUUUGUUGGUUUUGUUGUUAUUUUAAUGGAUUUUAAAGGGGCAGUAUCACUUGCAGAGUUUUAUUUUUGUUUAUUUCGUCACCGGAAUAUACUAAAAGGUUUUAUAAGCUAACAACAAUUUUGCGCGUACAGCACACUUUUUUGUACAUUUCAUUCCGCUGACCGUGCGACCACGACGUAAAAUUUCCUGAUUCAUGUUACGGUUUGUGGAAUACGUAAAAACACGAAGACGAGUUUUUCUCUCUCUUUCUGAACUUGGGUCCGGCCCUCAAGAAAUCAACUUCAAGAAAAUUCACCUACAUUUGACAGUUUAAGCGAGCUGGAAUGAACGCAACAGAGUUAAAAAAAUGCGAAUUCGUUUUGAUAGUGACGAUAUUAUCGCCGUCGCCAUCGUCGUUGCUAAAGCUCCCAAAUAGCCUGCGCGGCUGUCGCGUGGUAGACUGCAAGCAGUCUCUCUUUUUUUUCUGGCCCCGGUUGUUCAAACGUCGGAUAGCGCUAUCGACCGGAUAAAUCACUAUCCAGCGGAUAGCGCAAUUGAUUUCCGUGAUACUUAUCCGCUGGAUAGUGAUUUAUCCGGUGGAUAGCGCUAUCCAACGUUUGAACAACCGGCGCCAGAUGUAGUGAGGGGAGUGCACACGCGCGACGUGCAGAAAGCAAAGUAAGAUUAUAAUUAUCUCAAACUAAGCCACUUGGACCCGCUUCUCGAACGUCCUGUAAUUCUCGGAAAGCUCUUUGCAGUGUUUCAACUCAAGAUCGAGGUUUUGAUAGUUAUAACAAAACGAAAUGGACUGGUCAAAGAAGCUAGAACGCCAACUGCUAAUAUUUAGAUGUUUAUCCUACUGAGACUUUAGGCUCGUCAGUUUAACUCGACUUUUGAGAAACAAGCCUUUUCUUUCUUGCAUUCGCUCACGGGUCUUUUUUUUUGUUUUCGCUUGGUAAUUUGUUGCGUUCGCUCUGCUUUAGGUCUAAGAAAAAUAGAUGGGUGGUUGAACAGUGAAAGGACCUUCCCUUUGCUCCUCGUACAAAUCUUAAGUGAGGACUGGGCACGAGUUGGGUACAAUAAUAUUACCAUUCGUUUAGUUGUUUGUCUCCUAUUUGUAUAAAUGAUUUUUGAUGUUUUUGUUUUGUUUAGGGGUGGAUCGGUGGUUUUUAUUUCAUCAAUAGCUGGAUAUCAACCAAUGCAGGUAAUGAUAAUUACUACGGAAAAUAAUACGCGCUCCUAAAUGUAUAAUACUCUCCAAUGGCUGGCUUAGCUUCAUCUCCGCGAGUGCAUGUGAGUAGACUGCACAAAAACAGUAGAACCUUGAUAACUCGAACUCGAAUAACUCGAAUUCCUUGCUAACUCGAACUAAAUUUUCUUUUCCUUGAUCACAAUUUCACUGAAAUUUACCCCGAUAACUCUCAUUCCCCGGAACUCGAACUGUUACCGGGGUUCUACUGCCUACCUACCUUGAAGCUUUUAAGAUUAAUUCUGAGUUGAAAGCGGCAAGCGGUUUUAAAACCCAAAGAACUCAGGAACUGGACCGGCACAUUAGUGCCAACGGUGCAUUUGCAGUGCAUCUGACGUGUUAUGCCAACCGAUAUCCAUGAAUUAUAGCACGUCCAGCACGCACGCGGUUAGUUACAGGCACAUUUUUGAACGGAAGAAUUUUUUUACCUGUGCAACCCGUUUACACGGAACCGUGCAAAUUCUGUUACAGAUUGCAGUACUGCUUGCCGUCUAAAAACUUGCGCGGUCCCUCGGGUCCCGUGUAAACGAUAGGCAGACCUGUGUAGAAGGGAUCUUGAGCUUCGUUCAUAUGGUAACGGACGAAUUUUCGACCGGUGGAAAAUGCGUAACCACCCGCUCUUAAUGCGUAACCACUUGCACCCGCUCUUAAUACGUAACCACCCAAAGCUUAAGAAAGUUAAACGCCAAAAUCAAGGUCAAAUUUCUAGCCGGUACGGUCAAAAAUUUGGCCGGGGCGGUGUGAACACCUUAACCGUCUAAAUUUUUGUACGGCAAAGGCGUAGCUGCAUAAAUGCGUGGUAAUUUAGCUGGGGAGAAUCCUUUUUGAAUUUGCUUAAUUAGCGCUCUCCGCAUGGGCAAAUUGUCAGUAAAGCCAUUGAGGAAAGAUAAUUUUCAACGUGGUUCGUCAGUUCCGUGUGAACACAGGGAAAAUAUUGGCCGCAUCGGACCAGUAGAGCUAGAACCGCUAUAA
Molecule: messenger RNA, 11371 nt
Organism: Porites evermanni
Lineage: Eukaryota; Metazoa; Cnidaria; Anthozoa; Scleractinia; Poritidae
Source: the annotation of a GenBank genome assembly